Molecule: messenger RNA, 2630 nt
Organism: Nicrophorus vespilloides
Lineage: Eukaryota; Metazoa; Arthropoda; Insecta; Coleoptera; Silphidae
Product: dnaJ homolog dnj-5
Exons: 3
Coding region: 189-2549 (786 amino acids)
Molecular function (GO): dopamine receptor binding
Source: RefSeq, a predicted model, not a curated record
UCAAAAAUAAUGUUGAAAUAAGUUUUAAUUCUUUUCUUUAGUGUAUUUUUAUUGAUACGUGCCAAAAAGCAGAGAGCUACUAUGGUUUUAAAUAAUUUUAUUUAAUAGAAGAAGAGAUCGCCAUUUUAUUGAAUAUUAUCUGUCUGCUUUAUCAAGUAACCAUAAAAAAGCAAAAUACAUCAUUAAGAAUGAGUGAUUCCAGCAGGAAGACUUCCAAUGGAGCUGUAGAGCAAAUCAUGAGGAACAUGACUUCUGAUAUUCAGAAUGCUGAUGGCCAAUACAUACAGCUUGGCUUCACUCCACCAGCUACACCGCAGGAACCUUGGAAUUCCAUGCCUCAAACAUCUUUCAUACCACCAUUCAAUAUGCGCCCAGCUGAGCACUCAAUGCCUUCGUAUCAACCAAUGGAGCAAUUCCCUCAACAGCCAGUCUCAUAUAACUACAUGUCACAAUCAAACUUCUUCAACCAAGACACCUUUGAGCCACCCAAUCUAGCAUAUCCAAGCCAUCAAGAUGUUCAAUAUCAACCAGACUAUAAGCUGUUCCUUGCCCACAAGAACAGCAUUGACAAUUUCAAUGAUAAUGCAGUUUCAGUGGCAGUGUCAAAUCCAAUUAGCGCUGAUAGAUCACCAUUGAUAGACAAUCUCUUUGGAAAUUGGACUCCAAACACUAGUGGAACCUAUUCACCAUUUGGUAAUGUACCAUCAUUCAAUGCUAAUCACAUAUUUGAGCCGCAGCCUCCAGAAUUCCCAAGCAGAAAUUUAAUUCGACAAGUCAUUGAUGAGCCACCAAAAUUCAGCUUGGAUGAGCAGCCAAGCUUUCAAUUCAAUAGGGACACCAAGAAACCUAGAAUUGUAGCAGAGGUUAAGCCGAUGAGGCCAAGUUAUUCUGAUGUGCUCCUGAAAAGUGCCCCUCAGACUAACGUUAAAUUGAAUAAAACAGAGGGCAAGGAAACCAGACAAAAGAAGGAUAUUAAGAAGAACACCAAGAAUGAGAAGCAGAAGACUUCGGCCACUCUGAGUCGCUCAAAUACAACUAAUGAGAUCAAAGAUAUUACCGCUGAUAAGGCUGCUACAUUAUCUAAAAAUUCUGAGAAAAACAAGGAUGUGAAGAAUUGCAAUCUAAAUAGGAAAUGGGCAUCAUUGGAUAAUGUGACACAAGACACAAGCAAUGAUUUCAAAACUGAUUUUACUGAGAACAAAAAACCCAAGAAACCACAGGAGAAUAUCAACAAGAGCGCUUCUGCUAAAUUGAAUCCAAGGAAAGUUAGUAAAAAUGAUAAUACUGAAAUUGAAUCUGGAAAUAGUAAGGGGGACACUGUUAAUAAUAACAAAUCUUCAACUAAGAGAGGAAACAAAGGUGGAAAUAAACAAAGAGGAUAUGAGAAUAAUUAUGGAAGUAAUGAGAAACCACCUGGUAAGAGGUCUCAGAGGAAUAGAAAGAAAGAUAAUCCAGUGCCAUUUGGUAUUAUUGGGUUGAAACUGAAAGAGUAUCUUGGUUGGUGGAAAUAUAUAGUGAAAUUUCUCUUUUGGUUGUUACAUUUGAUAUCUGAUAUAUUGAGUCUCAGCUCCCAUUUGAUUCAACACUGGGGUAGCAAUUUAUAUAUUUGGCUUGUAAUUCAUUGGGCAUUAUUCUUGGAAACCAGUGUAUUGAUCGCGAAACGUAUGAAGGUGUUCACUUGGUUUUAUGACAAGUUUAAAAAGGAGAAAGAGCCUGAGAAGAAGGCUGGGUUCGUUCAUCCCGGUUUACACAAUAACAUAAAUAUGCCAACUACCGGGGAAGAAGCCAUGAAAAGGUUAUUGGCGUGCAAAGGAAAGGAUCCAUACAGUAUUUUGGGAGUGACUCCUAUGUGCACUGACGCUGACAUCAAGAAUUACUACAAAAAGCAAGCCAAAUUGGUGCAUCCGGAUAAGAACCAGCAGCCGGGCGCAGAAGAGGCUUUCAAAAUAUUGGUACAUGCUUUCGACAUGAUCGGUGAACCGGAGCGCAGAGCUGCCUACGACAGAGGCGUCGCAGAGUCCGCCCAUGCCAAACAGGCGAUGACGGAACUAACCGAACUAUUGGUGCAGCUUCAGCAGAAGGUUGAAGCUGCUGCGAACACGAUCCGAUGCAGCGCGUGCGGUCUUAGACACAAGAGGAUCAAAGUUGAUAGACCCUGCUAUGCGGCCAGGAAUUGCGCGACCUGCAAGAUCCAUCACUCUGCCAAGGAAGGAGACAUCUGGGCGGAGGCCCGCUGUUUCGGCUUCCUUUGGCAUUAUUAUGCCUGUAUGGAUGGCGGAGUCUACGACAUCACCGAGUGGGCAGCCUGCCAGAAGGACAGCUUGAAGCAUCUUAAGCCGGACACGCACAACGUCCAAUAUCGAAUUGCCCUGGGCAAGCAGAACAGCAGCCCUCCGCGGAGAAACGCCGGACCUUCGAGCCAGGGCAGCGCCGCCAACACCACCAAUAACUCCACGCCAAACAAGAAUCCGGAUCUCGACAAGCUUUUCAACAGCUUCUGCAACCACAACGCCGAAAAUCUCAGACGCAAAUCCAAAAAGGCUAAAUGAUCUUUUAGACUAACAAUGGAAACUAUUGCAUGCUUAAUUUUAUUUUAGUGACGAUCGAAAUCGAACAUGAAAAUACAAAAU